CCGCCUGUCAAUUCUCCGCGGCUCAAUCCCCCAAUUCCCACCUCACCGCGGGGUGUCAAAGAGCCCACGAGACAUCGAAAACUAUCAUCGCAUUCUCCACACACACCGACCAGAUACUCUUCAGCUCAGCUGCCCGCAACUCAAGUAAAACCUACCGCCUCAUCCUACCUGGCGCGCGCACCAAUCCUCGAACCCAGCCCAAUCCUCACUCGUCGCGCGCAUCAUCUACGCACCCCGCCCAAAUCCAGCUCCCACCAAUCGAACAACCCCCCUUCCAAAAAACAUCCAAAAUGUCAUCCCACUACAACACCGAACCCCCCGCAACAGCCACCGCAACACUUCACACAACCCUCGGCCCAAUCCACCUCAGCCUCUUCGGCGCACAGACGCCACUCACCACGCGCAACUUCCUCCAACACGUCGCGGACAACUACUACACAGGCACGAUCUUCCACCGGGUGGUCCCGGGCUUCGUGGUGCAGGGCGGCGAUCCGACAGGCACCGGGGCCGGCGGGACCUCGAUCUACGAGGAGCCAGAGUUCGAGACGGACCCGGAGGCGCGCGACCCCACGGAGAAGAUCGUGCUGCGCGAUGAGCUGCACAGCCGGUUGCGGUUCAACCGGCGCGGGCUGGUGGGGAUGGCCAAGAGCGAGGACGGGACGUACGGCAGCCAGUUCUUCAUCACGUUGGCGAACACGGAGCGCGAGCUGAACGGGCAGUGUACGUUGUUCGGGCGUGUCGAGGGGGAUAGUAUCUUUACCGUGCUUAAGAUUGCGGAGGCGGAGUUGGUGGAGGGGACGGAACGGCCGGUGUAUCCGGUCAAGGUGACGGGGUGUGAGGUUGGGGAGUUGGGCAAAUUCGAGGGGAAGGUGGUGUUGAAUCGACGGGUUGUUGCUGCUGCUGCUGCGCAGGGGGCAGGGGAGGGAAAGAAAGGUGCGACGACUAAGAAGAAGAGCAAGAAGCCGAAGAAGACGCUGUUGAGUUUUGCGGGUGGAGAUGGGGAGGAUGAGAAUGGUGAGGAGGGGGAUGAGGAGAUACCGGUUCGACCAGCGAAGCCUAAGUAUAACGCUGCUCUCGUGACGGAUGCUGCACCUACGAAGAAACAUGAGCGAGAGGAACCGUCCCCACCACCACGCAGCAAACGACCCUCAACAACAACAACGACCGCACCACAACGAGCAGAAACCACCGUCCACAAAACCCCAGACCCGUCCACACAACUCCCCCUCCGCGACCCCGAAUCCCCCCUCCGCACCCCAUCCUCCCCAGAACCAGUCGCACAGCCCGCAAAGUCCCGACUGGACCGCACCAACGCCGAGAUCGAGUCCGUCAUGGCCUCGAUGCGCCGCACCACCGCAGCCCCAAUGGAAACCUCCUCCAAGAAAUCCGCUCUAGAAGCCAUGAUUCCCUCCACCGCCAUCCGGGGCCGCCGCCGCCCUGCUGCCACCACCACCACCACCACCACCACCGGCAGCAACGGAAUCAACGGCUUCACCAGCUCCGCCGACGCCCAGGCCCUGAAAAUGUUCAACGCGUUCAAAGCCAAGCUCGAGAACGCCGACUCGGCCCCUACCACCAAUGCCACCAUCAAGACCGCCAAAACUACUGCAACAACCACAGCCCCACCCCCCGCGGAAGAAGACGACGAAGAAGCCCAACUCUGCGACCUCCACUUCAUCGCCAACUGCCAAUCAUGCCAGUCCUGGGACGAGCCACCCUCCGGCGAGAACGCAGACAACGCCUCGAACCCUGCGGAUGCCGCCGAUGAUGAUCGCGGGUGGUUGACGCAUCAGCUGCAGUUCAAGAAAGACACCCUGGGCAAGGAUCUGAAUUGGAAGAAGGCGCACCCGGACGAUGUGGAUUCGUUGAUGGUGAUCGAUCCUCGCGAGAAGGAGCGGGAGAUUGCCGCGGGCAAGGCGUCUUCGUCGGGCAAGAGGCGCGGAUUGGAGCGGGAUCGCGAGCGCGAGCGGAAGCGCGGAAGGGUGGGGGAUUUGGAGUGGGAGAGGGAGAGGGAGAGGAGG
Aspergillus saccharolyticus JOP 1030-1 is the source of this 2021-nucleotide messenger RNA. It is a transcript of the gene cwc27, whose product is annotated as putative peptidyl-prolyl cis-trans isomerase. Gene Ontology annotation, biological process: protein folding; protein peptidyl-prolyl isomerization. Lineage: Eukaryota; Fungi; Ascomycota; Eurotiomycetes; Eurotiales; Aspergillaceae. The annotation marks the transcript as partial. The record is from RefSeq and is a predicted model, not a curated record. Gene Ontology annotation, molecular function: peptidyl-prolyl cis-trans isomerase activity. Gene Ontology annotation, cellular component: catalytic step 2 spliceosome. The transcript has a single exon.